Molecule: messenger RNA, 944 nt
Organism: Manihot esculenta (cassava)
Lineage: Eukaryota; Viridiplantae; Streptophyta; Magnoliopsida; Malpighiales; Euphorbiaceae
Product: cyclin-dependent protein kinase inhibitor SMR6-like
Exons: 1
Coding region: 441-758 (105 amino acids)
Biological process (GO): regulation of DNA endoreduplication
Source: RefSeq, a predicted model, not a curated record
ACGAGUUUCCUCGGGUUCUCUUUCUCUCUCUCUUCUCUCUCUCUCUUAUUUCUAAUUCGCAUCAACGCUGCAUUCACCAUUACACUUCCCUCAUUUAAAGCUUCUUUCUUUCUUUUCAAAGAUUUUCUUCUCAAUUCCAUUUCAACAAAUUUUCUCUCUCUUCUUCUUCAGUACUGAUAUUAUAUAUCUCCCCGCUCCUCCUCUCUUGCUAGCUUCUUUAGAACUCUUUCUCUCGGAAAAUAACCUUUGCUUUCCAUUUUCUUUCUUUCUUUCUUUCCUUCUUUCUGGUUUCAUUUGAUUCUCAGCCAAUCCCCACACGAUCACUAUACAUCUUCUCUUUAUUCUCUGUACACUUUAUUCCUUAUUCUCUGAAGGCUAGCUUCCUAGCCUCCUAAUCCUAUAUUACUUGAAGGGUUCUCUUUGUUUCUUCGAUCCAAAACAUGGGUUUCUCAGGGAAGCCUCAAGUUGAUUCUGGGACGUUGGAAUUGGAUGCUAAAAAAUGGGUUAUUGCUGGUAUUCCUUUAAGAGCUCCUUUAAAGCCCAUUUUUACGAAUCCUGUGGAGAAGGAAAGCGAAAGUAGUGGUGAUGAGUGUUCGACGACCACCACACCGACAAGUGAAGAUGCUAGAAUUCCGACGAGACUGACUUGCCCUCUGGCUCCUAAGAAGCGGAAAGCUACUUUGAAAUGUAAUUACAAUAGAGAGUUCUUUACUCCUCCUCCUGAUUUGGAAACUGUUUUUAUACGCCAUGUUAAUUGAAAAUGGUUAACUGAUUGAUUGAUGAUUAUUAAGUUCAGACCAUUUGCUUCUUUUUCAUUUCCGAUUCUCUCGCACUUUUCUUCUGGUUUCUCAGUUAGGGCUCUUUUUAGCUAGUGUUUAUUUUAGGGAGCUUUGUAUACAGCUUGUAUAAGUAAAUAAAAGCUAGAAUUUUAGUUUGCUUUUGAA